Neolamprologus brichardi is the source of this 2313-nucleotide messenger RNA. It is a transcript of the gene meiob, whose product is annotated as meiosis specific with OB-fold. NCBI's taxonomy places the organism in Eukaryota, Metazoa, Chordata, Actinopteri, Cichliformes, Cichlidae. Gene Ontology annotation, molecular function: single-stranded DNA binding; single-stranded DNA 3'-5' DNA exonuclease activity. Gene Ontology annotation, biological process: resolution of meiotic recombination intermediates. The record is from RefSeq and is a predicted model, not a curated record.
GGCAGCAUCAAAGCUCCGUUAUACCGUCGCGUGCAACAGCUUUACCGCGAAAAUCUUAUGUCACGUGACAAGAGAACUGCUGGAGACAGACCUGCAGAGGUUAUGAAUAAACAAAAUGGCUGCUCACACCUAUAUCGCUAUCUCUGAGCUGCAUCCCAACAUCUCUCAUUCAAAAGUGGCAGGCAUCAUCAUUGGAAAAACUGACGUCAAAAGCUUCCCUGACAGAAAAAAUAUUGGUAUGGACAGAUUUACCUUUGGCUUCACUGUUAAAGACUCUCCGGACUUCUUCAUCAACGUGAGCACUUGGGGAAAUGAUGCCUAUGUCAACGGGCUGGCCAGCAGCUUCAACAUUGGGGACUGUGUCACAAUUGAAAACCCUUUAGUUGCCACCAAAGACCUGGAGAAAGGAGAUCGAUUUUGUCCUGCAACACCGAGCCACUACAGGCUGCUGGUGACGGAGGCUCAUUCCCAGGUGUGUCUGUGUGCUGAUAUGGACACCAUUGACAGACUGCUGCCAUUGAUUCACCUGCCUGUUAAGGACUCCAGAGAUUUCUACUCUCUGGGAGACAUAGUGGCCAACGGGCAAAAGCUGGAUGGUUCAGUGAUAAAUAUACUUGCUGCUGUAAAAUCGAUCGGAGACAUAAAGCAGUUCACCACUUCAGACGGACGCAGAGGGCAGAGGCUGGAAGUGAGGCUCUUUGAUGACUCCGUCUCUUCCUUCCCCCUCGUCUGCUGGGACAGAGAAGCCAUUCAGCUCAUUCAACCUCUGAUACCCAGGGAGACAGUGCUCUUCAUAGCCGACGCGAAGAUCAGCUUUGACAGCUUUCGCAGCAGCAUGGUGGCAACCGUUAACUCGAAAAGCAUUAUCACUGUCAAUCCUGACACCCGAGAGGCCAGCCUGCUGUUCAGUUAUGCUAAAGAAGUGUCAGAGUCUGGAGCUCUGGAUCAAGAUGACAUGCCAGAGGAUGUCCCUGUAGAGUCCAUCACCGACGUUUACACAGUGAGCCAGCUGAUGCAGAAGGCCCAAGAGAAUCCCGAGGCUUUAUUUGGCAUCACAUAUAGUUUCAUCUCCAAGCUUGACCUCGACUCGUCUGUUUCAAAAGUCAUCAAGACACGGUGCUCGAAAUGCAAAUUCCUGGUGACUGAGGACUUGAACAGCUGCACCAACCAGUUAUGUCCAGGAAAGGAUCAGAUUGUUUCAGCCACUACAGGCUUUGAUCUCCUGGUGGACUUCACAGACCACACCGGCACUCUGCACGCCUGCAGCCUCAGGAGCCCAGUGGCAGAAAAGGCUCUGGGAUGCACAACAGAGGAGUUCAUCAGUUUGACUGAUGGUGAGAGGACUGCAAUGAAGUGGAAAUUUCUUUUGGAGAGAUGCAAAAUAUAUGUGAAGAUCAUUCCUUCUCCUAAGUUGAAGAGUGGAAUCAGGGGCAUGGUCCUGGACUGCUCGCUGGCAGAUCCAGGAGAGGUGAAGCAGCACAUGUCUGCCCUGCUGCAGCAGCGCCUGUGAUCAGCAUACUCACUCACGUGUUUGGUCUGUUUGGUCUUUGGACUCACAUGUUAACAACAGGCUUUCAUGCAUGUGCACUUUGAGUUUUAAUUAUUACCAAUUAUUUAUUAGGACUCCAGAUUAUUUAAUGUAUUUAUGUAAAAGUAUUUAUUUAUAAACAUGCUGCUAAGUUGUUUGACUUUAAAGCUGUUACACUAACUUCAUCAGCUCCAUGUUAAUGUGUUAUGUUUUACACUGCAACUUUUAUGUUCCAUUAUAUGAAAGCUAACGAGCAGUCUGGGUUUAAAACAUCUCCAAAUAUGCACAAGUUAGACAAUAAGCUGUGUUCUUCAUGUUCUUCAGUCAUUGGAGCCCCUAGAAGUGUGUGAUACAUACUUUUGAAGCAUUUUUAAAGAUUAGGUACUGCUCUGUUUAAAAAAUUAAGUCAAGUUGACACCAUUUAAUCUCUGAAUUUUAUGCAUUAGUUGAUGAAAAGGUUUUUCUGUUCUUCAGACCAAGAGUCAUAAAAAAUAUAAUGGAUUUUCUGGUCUUUUGUUUUCUUUUUUUUAGCCUUCAUUUGUCAAGUUUUCUAAAAAACUGCAAAACAAGGAAUCAAACCCCAAACUUGGUGCAUGAAUAUGCAGAAGAAAUAUUGCCAUACUUCUGCAAACCAGCAGAGGGCAGUACUGUUCUAUUACCAAUAAUCUGUACCCAACUCUCCAGUGAUCCAAAAGUGACUUUUAUUGAUUGGAUCAGUUUGUUGUCUCAGUGAUAUUAGUCAUCAAUGUGUUUAAUAAUUUCAACUCAUUUACACACCUCAUUUA